AUGGUAACCCCUGAAAGGAAAUCUAUUGAUCGGAAGUCUAUCCACGCUCACCGCACCAAAUUGUUGAGUGUUUUUACUGUAUCUUUUUGGUGGGAAGAAUCAAGUAUUUAUAUGGCAUGGUGUUCGUCAGCUCACUCGUUUAGUUUUGUACCUUGUGCUUGCGAACACCUAGAGACAUACGAACUGAGCUCGCGAGAAAGGAAAGGAGUUCAAGGGGCACAGGCAGGUUCGGUUCUUGACUGGAUGCAGAGGGUAAGAAUUGCAGUUGAUGUGGCAAGGGGUUUGGAAUAUUUGCACGAGAAGGUUCAAGUUUCGAUUAUCCACAGAGAUAUCAGAUCUAGCAAUGGCCUUUUUGAAGACUUCAAAGCAAAGAUUGUAGAUUUUAACCUCUCAAACCAGACUCCCGAUACGGUUGCUCAUCUUUAUUCUACUCGUGUUUUGGGAACCUUCGGCAUCAUGCACCUAAGUAUGCUAUCUUAA
Gossypium raimondii (Peruvian cotton) is the source of this 480-nucleotide messenger RNA. Its product is annotated as PTI1-like tyrosine-protein kinase 3. Bases 1 to 480 code for a protein of 159 amino acids. Lineage: Eukaryota; Viridiplantae; Streptophyta; Magnoliopsida; Malvales; Malvaceae. Gene Ontology annotation, molecular function: ATP binding; protein kinase activity. Gene Ontology annotation, biological process: protein phosphorylation. The record is from RefSeq and is a predicted model, not a curated record. The transcript is spliced from 3 exons.